This is a messenger RNA of Drosophila subobscura, 4872 nucleotides long. It is a transcript of the gene mei-9, whose product is annotated as DNA repair endonuclease XPF. The record is from RefSeq and is a predicted model, not a curated record. NCBI's taxonomy places the organism in Eukaryota, Metazoa, Arthropoda, Insecta, Diptera, Drosophilidae. Gene Ontology annotation, cellular component: nucleotide-excision repair factor 1 complex. Gene Ontology annotation, biological process: double-strand break repair via homologous recombination; resolution of meiotic recombination intermediates; nucleotide-excision repair involved in interstrand cross-link repair. Gene Ontology annotation, molecular function: single-stranded DNA endonuclease activity; damaged DNA binding; single-stranded DNA binding.
AGCGAUAUCUGCAAACAGCUGCUUAGCCCGGCAUAUUUUGUGCGAAUUGUGAAAUAUUUUCAAAGCCAUGUCCGAGACUGCAGCAGAAAACACUGCCGAGGCAGAGGCAGAGACUGAAACUGAGACUGAUGCUGACAAAGAGCUGUCCCAGGAGACGGAUACAAGGAAUAUACUGGAGACAGCCGCGGCCGUGCAGGAGGAUGAGGAGUUGGCCAACGUCGUGACCGCCGAGGAGUAUUUGAUGAGCAAAGAUGUCGUCCUGCUGGAGUACGAGAAGCAAAUGUUUCUCGAUCUGGUCCAUGCGGACGGUCUGCUGGUGUGUGCCAAGGGCCUGAGCUAUGAGCGCGCCUUGGUUCACAUUUUGAAGGCGUACAGCGAUGCUGGAAACCUAAUUCUGGUUAUCAAUAGCUCCGACUGGGAAGAAACUUACUACAAAUCGAAAAUGGAAGCCAAAUACAUCCAUGAGGUGGCCAACACGGCAACAGAAAGGGAGCGUGUUUAUCUGGAGGGAGGGCUGCAGUUCAUCAGUACUCGGAUCCUGGUGGUUGAUCUGCUCAAGCAGCGCAUCCCAAUCGAGCUGAUCAGCGGAAUAGUGGUGCUGCGAGCGCACACCAUCAUCGAGAGCUGCCAGGAGGCGUUCGCCCUGCGCCUGUACCGGCAGCGCAACAAGACGGGCUUCGUGAAGGCAUUCUCCAGCAGCCCGGAGGCCUUCACCAUCGGCUACUCGCACAUCGAGCGCACCAUGCGCAAUCUGUUCGUGAAGCAGCUUUACAUUUGGCCGCGAUUCCAUGCCACAGUACGUGGCGCCCUCAAGCCGUGGCAGGCGCAGACGAUCGAGCUGCAUGUACCGCUCAGCCAGCACAUGACCUCCAUCCAGACGCACAUUUUGGACAUCAUGAACUUUCUGGUGCGCGAGAUCAAGCGCAUCAAUCGCAACGUGGACAUGGAGGCCGUCACCGUCGAGAAUUGUGUCACCAAAAAGUUCCACAAGAUUCUGCAGGCGCAGCUGGACUGCAUCUGGCAUCAGCUCAACUCCCAGACGAAGCUGAUUGUCGCCGAUCUCAAGAUCCUGCGCAGCCUGAUGAUCUCCACCAUGUAUCACGAUGCUGUGAGCGCCUAUGCCCUGAUGAAGCGCUACCGCAGCACGGAGUAUGCGCUGAGCAACUCGGGAUGGACGCUCCUCGAUGCCGCCGAGCAAAUCUUCAAGCUAUCCAAGCAGCGCGUCUACAAUGGCCAGCAGGAAUUCGAGCCUGAGCCAUGCCCCAAGUGGCAGGCACUGACCGAGCUGCUCACGCAGGACAUAUCGCAGGAGAGGCAUCGAGUGGAGCAGCCCAAGGUGCUGAUACUCUGCCAGGAUGCGCGCACCUGCUACCAGCUGAAGCAGUACCUAACCCAGGGCGGGCCACGCUUCCUGCUGCAGCAGGCCCUGCACCACGAGGUGCCCGUGGGCAAUCUAAGCGACAAGUAUGCAAGCGAGAGUCAGUCCAUUGCAGCAGGAAAACCAGCAGCAGCAGCCACCCAUAAAACAGGAGCCACUGGAGUCACAGUGGAGUCAUCCCAGCCUCCAGCUGCUGCUGCUGGAAUGGAUGAGCUGUCGCAGCUACUCAGCGAAACGGAUGCGGAGGCGCAGCAUUUUGAGGAGAGCUACAUGCUAACGAUGACCCAGACACAGCUCCAGCCACAGCCACAGUCACAGUCACAGGAGAAGCAACUAAAAUCGGAUCCCAAUGAUUCAAUUUUCGAAACGAUACCCGAACUCGAACAAUUCGAUGUGACGGCUGCCCUCGAGGCCGCAGCACACCGCAAGCAGCCCUACGUUUGCCUGCAGACCUUCAAGACGGAGCGCGAGGGCUCGAUGGCACUGGAGCAUAUGCUGGAGCAGCUCCAGCCGCACCAUGUGGUCAUGUACAACACCAAUGUGACGGCCAUACGGCAGCUGGAAGUGUUUGAAGCGCGUCGCCGCCUGCCGCCCGCCGAACGUAUGAAGGUUUACUUUUUGAUCCACGCACGGACCGUCGAGGAGCAGUCCUACCUGACGAGCCUCAGGCGCGAGAAGGCCGCCUUUGAGCUGAUCAUCGAUACCAAGAGCAAAAUGGUUGUGCCCGAGUACCAGGAUGGCAAAACGGAUGAGGCCUUUGUACUCUACAAGAGCUACGAUGACGAGCCGGCGGGGGACAAUGCCCAGAGUCGACUAGCGGGCGGACAGCCGCAGGGUCAGCGGGAGACGCCAAAGGUGAUUGUGGACAUGCGAGAGUUCCGCUCGGAUCUGCCCUGUCUCAUACACAAGCGCGGGCUGGAGGUGCUGCCGCUGACCAUAUCCAUCGGGGACUAUAUACUGACGCCGGAGGUGUGCGUGGAGCGCAAGUCAAUCUCGGAUCUGAUUGGAUCCCUCAACUCGGGAAGGCUGUACAAUCAGUGCGUCCAGAUGCAGCGCCACUAUGCCAAGCCCAUACUGCUGAUCGAGUUUGACCAGAACAAGCCGUUCCAUUUGCAGGGAAAGUUCAUGUUGUCGCAGCAGACGACGGCCACCAAUGCGGAUAUUGUGCAGAAGCUGCAGCUGCUCACGCUGCACUUCCGGCUGCGGCUCAUCUGGUCACCCAGUCCGUACGCGACGGCCCAGCUUUUUGAGGAACUGAAGCUGGGCAAGCCGGAGCCGGAUCCCCGCCAGGCCGUGGCCCUCGGCAGCGAGGAGCCCGUGGCCGGCGAGCAGCUGCAGUAUAACAGCGGCAUACACGACUUCCUGCUCCGUUUGCCCGGCGUUCAUACGCGCAAUGUGUACGGCCUGCUGCGGAAGGGGGGCAGCCUGCACCAGCUGCUGCUGCGCACCCAGGCGGAGCUGUCCGAGAUGCUUCAGUCGCAGGAAUGCGGCAAGCUGCUCUACGACAUUCUGCAUGUGGCCCAUCUGCCCGAGAAGGACGAGGUGGCCGGCUCCACAGCCCUGCUGGCUGCUGGCAAACAGUUUGGCGCCGGCUCGCACAAUCGUUUCAGGAAGGCCGCCGUCGAGUCGCGUCGGGGCCGGCGUUGAACAGCGGAAACAGCAGGAGGAGUAGGAGGAGCUGGAGUGCAGCCAGGCGUGCAGUGCAGAGCAAACAGAGAGCGCAAAAUUAUGGAAAUUUUUAAACGUUGCAAUUAAAUUGGAUAAAACAGCAGCCGCAGUGGGAGAGGCAGCAGCAGGAGCAGGUAGAUGUCUGGCCAACGCAGACAACGUUGACAAUCGGGGACAGUGAUGACCACUGGGGAUGCCCACGGCCAAUGGCCAACUGCCACCGACUACUGCAGCUGGUUGCUGCAGAUGCCCAUCAGGGAAGGGACCGGCGCAUAUAAAAUCCAUUUUCAAUACAUUUUUAAUUGCCGUCGCCUGACGAGAGAGAGAGCAACUCCCGCCGGUGCCCAACAACUCCUCUGAAAGGGGAUGCAGUGGAAUGAGGAGCAGCAGCAGCAGCCGCCGGACGGACAGACCCUGUGAUAUAUAUGUACAUAUAGUAGUCAGCUAUGUGCCUCUGUUGCCAGUCAGCCUACAGUAUAAAAUAGCGAAAAACUGUUGGAUAUAAGAAAUAAAUGUAUGAAUAAGGCUAUAAAAAGAGAUUGAGGGUAUGUUAUAUCUGCAUGUAUUAUACAGCAUAUAUACAUACAUACAUAAAAGAGGCAGUAUUUGUGCUCUUUCUAUCAAGAGAAUUCAGUAAAAAGCAGCAAGCAAAUUGGUCAGUGAUUAAGGAUUCAUGAUACUUCCUGCAAUUUAUUUUGCACAUAUUUAAAACUACUUUCGGGGCUUUACUUUUAAGAAGAUAUUUCUGCAUAAGCUGCAAGCAUUUUGGUAGUCGCAUUUACAUCUCUGAAGAAUCUUGUAUUUGUCAAUUAGUUUAAAUUUGAAAACGAAUUGAUUUGUGCUUGGGCGAAAAGGAAAAUAGUCCUCCCCGGGGAUUAAUGGUUUUUAAAAUAAUUAAAUUCUACCCAACGUUGAUUGGAAACAUUUUUCUAAAUGUAACUACAAGCAGCCAAUCCAAGUAGUCCUUCGAAUCAGUAACAAACCAAAACCCAAUUGUACCCCAAUCCCACACGAAAAAAUUCCAAAUUCUUUUCAUUUUCGUUUCGACAGCAGGAAGGACAAUGGCCGCACACGGACAGCAGGAUGAUGAGCCGAGGCCCAGCACUAGUCGGGGAGCGGGCACUCACCCGAGUGUCUCGGACAAGGACGUUUCGAUGCUGAUGCUUCUUGAUGUGUUGAUGGAGCUGCGGCGCGGCUACGUGUCCCUGGCACGCCUCAUGCGAUCCGAGCAGGAGCGCGAACUGGCUCAAAGCGCGCUGCUGGCCAUCAACGAGGACAUCGAGCGGGUCCGCGAGAACCGCUUCAGUAGCCCAGAGAACCGUAAAACCAGUUGGAGGUCUUCAGCGAGGGUGUGCGCCGCUCCCGGGACCAUGCGCGGCUCAUCCGGAACAUGGUGCACCAGACGCGCCUGCGCCAUGCGGCGACCAUGUUCGAGAGCCAGGUCUGUGGGCUGCCCGAUGCCGGCGGUGAUGAUGGUGGCCUGGCCCGUCGCAUGUCCGCCAAUGUGCCCCCGCACUUGGGGCCACAUGAAAAGCUGGAGCCCCCAGAGGAGGUUCAUGGUGAAGAGCAUCUGGCGCGACUCGAGGAGGAGCUGCAAUGGCUGCGACGACUUUCCAUUCUCUUCCUGCGAGAACUCAAUCUGGAUGUGGCCGAGGGCUGGCUUCCUGCUCGACAGGCGGAGGGGGCCCGUGAAAUGCAGCUGAAGCAGCGGCAGAAAAAUCAUUAGCUGCCGCGGCAACGGAGUCCUCCCUCUUGCUGUAGAAACGUGGAACACAAAGCAUACCGAAUAAUCUGAAUAAAAUCACUAGACACAGUGCACAACCAUA